CAAUUUAUAUGUUUUAAGAGAUUAAUGGCACCUCUCAGAAGACUGUAAUGGUCCGAGGGGACGUUGGCCACAGCUGACGAAGAACGCCCAGACCCGACGAUGCAGGCCACGAUAUUGAGCCGAAUUUCGAGUGUUGCGAAGGCGCAGCUGGCCCGUAGCCCAGCAGCCACAAGUGGCCUCGCCUCGGUUAGCCAGCAUCGUCAUGCAUCUCACGAGGCCGACUUGGUGGUAAUUGGCUCUGGUCCUGGAGGCUAUGUGGCAGCUAUCAAGGCUGCACAGCUUGGCAUGAAAACAGUUUGUGUGGAAAAGGAAGGUACAUAUGGAGGGACAUGUCUCAAUGUUGGCUGCAUUCCCUCAAAGGCCCUUCUCAAUAAUUCUUACUAUUACCACAUGGCUAAAAGCAAGGACUUCGUGGAACGUGGAAUUGAGGUAGACAAUGUAAGGCUGAACUUGGAGAAACUUAUGGGUGCAAAAGAGAAAGCUGUGACAGCUCUCACUGGCGGCAUUGUUCACCUCUUUAAGAAUAAUAAAGUCCUCGGCCUUAAGGGUCAUGGCAAGAUCACAAGUCCUAAUGAAGUGACAGUUCUGAAGGACGAUGGUACAAAUGAUAUUGUGAAGGCCAAGAAUAUCCUUAUUGCUACCGGGUCAGAAGUUACUCCAUUUCCGGGCAUUGAGAUUGACGAAGAUGUGAUCGUGUCGUCAACUGGUGCCCUGAAGCUGAAAAAGGUUCCCGAGAAAAUGAUUCUGAUUGGUGCUGGAGUUAUUGGUUUAGAAUUGGGGUCAGUAUGGUCUCGACUAGGUGCUCAAGUGACUGCCGUGGAAUUUCUUGGCACAAUUGGUGGUUUGGGAAUUGAUGGAGAAAUGUCAAAGAACUUCCAAAGAAUCCUUACAAAGCAAGGCAUAAAGUUUAAACUCAGUACUAAAGUUGUUAGUGCCACUAAGACAGGUGAAAAGAUCACCGUGUCUGUGGAAGCAGUAAAGGAUGGCAAGAAAGAAGAUUUGGAGUGCGAUACACUAUUAGUGAGUGUUGGCCGUCGCCCUUACACCUACAAUCUUGGUCUUGAGGAACUUGGAAUAGAGAAGGAUGCAAAGGGAAGAAUUCCCGUCAAUUCUCGAUUCCAGACUGUAAUUCCAAACAUUCAUGCCAUAGGUGACUGCAUUCAUGGUCCCAUGCUUGCUCACAAGGCCGAGGACGAAGGUAUAGUCUGUGUGGAAGGCAUCGCAGGUGGCCCGGUACAUAUUGAUUACAAUUGCGUACCAUCUGUUAUUUAUACUCACCCAGAGGUGGCAUGGGUUGGAAAAACUGAGGAAGAUCUGAAAGCUGAGGGUGUGGAAUAUGCUGUUGGCAAGUUCCCCUUUGCAGCAAAUUCACGUGCCAAGUGCAACAAUGAUACAGAUGGCUUGGUGAAGAUUUUGGCAGAUAAACACACAGACCGCCUGCUUGGUGCACACAUCGUCGGACCGGGUGCUGGGGAAAUUAUUAAUGAAGCUGCUCUUGCCAUGGAGUAUGGCGCCAGCUGUGAAGAUGUUGCUAGAGUCUGCCAUGCCCACCCUACAUGCUCGGAAGCUUUUAGGGAAGCCAAUCUAGCGGCUUACUUUGGGAAACCUAUUAAUUUCUAAAAAGCAUUUAAGUUAAGAAUGUUGUAUGGACAUACCCUUAAUGUUUAUCAAUGUAGCAGUGAGAGUUGUACAAUACAUUUUCACACUAUUGUAUCAAAUUCAGAGCAUGACUACAUUUUUCUUCAUGCAAUGUAUUAUUUAUUUGCCACAAGACCUCUGAAGAAAUCACUUUCACUGCUUUGGCUUGUGUGUAUUUUUUAAAGAAAGAAUAUACAUAACUGUUACUAGAUAUUCACACAUGGUAAAUUUAUUGAUGGCGUGAUAGUUUUUAGUAAUUUGCAAUUUAUGCUAAAUUUCAAAAGUAUUUGGGUCUCGACUGUUUUCACGAAGUAAGGUGGGGUCACAUUUGUAUAUAGCUGUUCAUAUUCGUAUAGCUUGUCAUAUCUUUCAAAAAGAUGUGAGUUGUAAAUUAUCUCGCAAAGAGGUUUUAGUAUUUAAGUAAACAUAUAUUAUUUAAAA
Molecule: messenger RNA, 2079 nt
Organism: Procambarus clarkii (red swamp crayfish)
Lineage: Eukaryota; Metazoa; Arthropoda; Malacostraca; Decapoda; Cambaridae
Product: dihydrolipoyl dehydrogenase, mitochondrial
Cellular component (GO): mitochondrion; oxoglutarate dehydrogenase complex
Molecular function (GO): flavin adenine dinucleotide binding; dihydrolipoyl dehydrogenase (NADH) activity
Source: RefSeq, a predicted model, not a curated record